CUGGCCGCGCGGGGCUGGGGCAGUGUCUCGGGGCUGGCGGCGGGAGCAGCAUGGAUUGGGGCACGGAGCUGUGGGACCAGUUUGAGGUGAUCGAACGCCAUACACAAUGGGGCCUGGACCUGUUAGACAAAUAUGUGAAGUUUGUGAAGGAGCGAACAGAGGUGGAACAGAGCUAUGCCAAGCAGCUCAGGAGCCUAGUGAAAAAAUACCUGCCCAAGAGAUCGACAAAGGAUGACCCAGAGUCCAAGUUCAGUCAGCAACAGUCCUUCAUGCAAGUUUUACAAGAGCUCAAUGACUUUGCCGGCCAGCGGGAGCUGGUGGCUGAGAAUCUGACCGUGCAGGUGUGUCUGGAGCUGGCCAAGUAUUCACAGGACAUCAAGCAGGAGCGGAAGAUGCAUUUCCAGGAGGGCCGCCGGGCACAGCAGCAGCUGGAAAAUGGACUGAAGCAGCUGGAGAAUAGCAAACGCAAGUUUGAACGAGACUGUCGGGAGGCGGAGAAGGCAGCUCAGACGGCCGAGCGGCUGGACCAGGACAUCAAUGCCACCAAGGCCGAUGUGGAGAAGGCGAAGCAGCAGGCCCACGUGCGCAGCCACAUGGCCGAGGAGAGCAAGAACGAAUACGCUGCCCAGCUACAACGCUUCAACCGUGACCAGGCCCAUUUCUACUUCACUGAGAUGCCUCAGAUCUUUGAUAAGCUACAGGACAUGGACGAGCGGCGGACAGCCCGGCUCGGUGCUAGUUACGGGCUUCUGUCGGAGACAGAACUCCAGGUUAUGCCCAUCAUUGGAAAAUGCCUGGAGGGCAUGAAGGUGGCUGCCGCCGCUGUGGACCCCAAGAAUGAUUCCCAGGUGCUCAUUGGCCUGCAUAAAUCUGGCUUCACUCGCCCUGGUGAUGUCGAGUUUGAGGACUUCAGCCAGCCCAUGACCCGGGCCCCAUCAGACAGCAGCCUGGGAGUACCCCCUGAUGGGCGCCCUGACCCACGAGGCCCAGUCAGGAACCGCCCCAAGCGCUGGCCCUUCGGGAAGAAGAAUAAGCCUUGCCCCCCACCCCUGUCCCCCCUGGGGGGACCCCCUCCCUCGGCGUACGCUAAUGGACCCCCAUCCCCUCGCUUCGGCCGGGACCCCCUGGCCUUACUGAGUGAGAUCAGUAAGUCAGUCAAGCCCCGGAUAGCCUCCUUCCGCAGUCUCCGAAGUCGAGGGACAGUGGCCACUGAGGAUUUCAGCCACCUGCCCCCUGAGCAGCGAAGAAAAAAGUUGAAACAGCAAUUGGAAGACCGAGGACGGGAGCUACAGAAGGAGAUAGAUCAGAGGGAGGCCUUAAAGAAGAUGAAGGAUGUUUAUGAGAAGACGCCACAGAUGGGUGACCCUGCCAGCCUGGAGCCCCGCAUCUCAGAGACCCUGGGCAAUAUUGAGCGACUAAAGCUGGAGAUCCAGAAGUAUGAGACGUGGCUGGCUGAGGCAGAGAACAGAGUUCUGGGUAACCGCGGUGACAGCCUGGGACGGCAUAGUCAUCCCCCAGAACCCCCCACUGGGGCUCCCCCAGAUACAAACAACUGUUCUUCUGAGAAGGAGAGCCCAGAGGCUCCCCCCUCAGAUGAGGGGACGGAUACUUCCAUCUAUACCGAGUUUGAGGAGGACUUUGAGGAGGAACCCGCUUUCCCUAUUGGUCACUGUGUUGCUGUCUACCAGUUUGAAGGGUCCAGUGAGGGCACCAUCUCCAUGGAUGAAGGCGAGGAUCUGUGCCUAAUGGAGGAGGAUAAAGGCGAUGGGUGGACGAGGGUCCGGCGGAAACAGGGGGGUGAGGGCUACGUGCCUACCUCCUACCUUCGAGUCACACCCAGCUGAAUCCCUUUGCCAUCCCCAGGGGUGGGUAGAUCCCUGAAAGGGGUGCCCCCUUGCCCUCCCUCCGGGCAGGUGGACAGUCCCGCUGAAUGGAGAGUCUGUCCUGCCCCCUUCUUUCCUCCUAAGGCCCGGCUGUUGCUGCUUUAGGACCCUGCCCAGGGGGCCAGGAGUGGGGCUGGGCCUGGCUGCCCCUCACUCCACACCAUAUAUGCACUUUAUUCCUGGGGUGGCCUGGGCUUCUGCUCCCCACAUGCUCCUCAGCCCAGAGUUCUAGCUGCGGCCUGUGUAACCUCUGCUGCCAGGCCCAGCCCCAUUGUGCCUCCUACACUCGAUGUAAAUACUUGUGCUCUGGCAAGUGCAGUUUUUUUUUUUUUUAAAAAACAACAAAACAAAAACUUGUAUAAAUGAACUGUGUGCAGCCCCUGA
Vombatus ursinus (common wombat) is the source of this 2267-nucleotide messenger RNA. It is a transcript of the gene TRIP10, whose product is annotated as thyroid hormone receptor interactor 10. The coding region runs from base 51 to 1844 and encodes 597 amino acids. Lineage: Eukaryota; Metazoa; Chordata; Mammalia; Diprotodontia; Vombatidae. The record is from RefSeq and is a predicted model, not a curated record. The transcript has 16 exons. Gene Ontology annotation, biological process: signal transduction. Gene Ontology annotation, molecular function: protein binding.